Messenger RNA from Athene cunicularia (burrowing owl), 1501 nucleotides. RefSeq names its product SPARC related modular calcium binding 2 (gene SMOC2). Gene Ontology annotation, cellular component: basement membrane. Gene Ontology annotation, molecular function: calcium ion binding; protein binding; extracellular matrix binding. The record is from RefSeq and is a predicted model, not a curated record. The transcript has 13 exons. Gene Ontology annotation, biological process: extracellular matrix organization. NCBI's taxonomy places the organism in Eukaryota, Metazoa, Chordata, Aves, Strigiformes, Strigidae. Bases 1 to 1386 code for a protein of 461 amino acids.
AUGAAACUUCCAUAUGCCUCCCAGGCAAGAAAGGGAGGCUUUGAAGACGCCACUGGGACUCCCCUUCUUCCAGCUCGUCAGGGCACCUUGGCGGGCCCUGGACACUGGCAUAAUUUGUUUUUGAGAGUGGACCAAGACAAAGACAGAGAAUGCAGCCUGGACUGUGCAGGUUCCCCUCAGAAAUCACUCUGUGCAUCUGACGGAAGAACUUUUCUGUCCCGGUGUGAAUUUCAGCGAGCAAAAUGCAAAGACCCUCAGCUGGAAAUAGCCUACCGGGGCAACUGUAAAGAUGUUUCCAGAUGUGUGGCUGAGAGGAAGUACACCCAGGAACAAGCUCGCAAGGAAUUUCAACAAGUGUUUAUCCCAGAAUGCAAUGAUGAUGGCACAUAUAGUCAGGUUCAAUGCCAUAGUUACACUGGAUACUGCUGGUGUGUCACUCCCAAUGGUCGUCCUAUCAGUGGUACUGCUGUGGCCCACAAAACUCCCCGGUGCCCUGGUUCAGUGAAUGAAAAGCUGCCACAACGAGAAGGUGCAGGAAAAACAGAUGAUGCCUCAGCUCCCGCGCUGGAGACUCAGCCUCAAGGUGAUGAAGAAGAUAUAGCUUCUCGUUAUCCUACAUUAUGGACUGAGCAAGUAAAGAGUAGACAAAACAAAACCAAUAAAAGUUCAGCAUCAUCAUGUGAUCAAGAACUUCAGUCAGCCCUGGAGGAAGCUAAACAGCCCCAGAAAGACAAUGUGUUCAUUCCAGAGUGUGCUCAGGGUGGCCUCUACAAACCAGUGCAGUGCCAUCCUUCCACAGGCUACUGCUGGUGUGUUCUGGUCGAUACAGGACGUCCCAUCCCUGGUACAUCAACCAGGUAUGAACAACCUAAGUGUGAUAAUGGUGCCAGAGCUCACCCAACCAAAACAAAGGAUUUGUACAAAGGACGCCAGCUUCAAGGCUGUCCUGGGGCCAAGAAGAAUGAGUUCCUGACUAGCGUUUUGGAUGCACUGUCCACAGAUAUGGUGCACGCAGUCUCUGAUCCAUCCUUGUCUUCUAGCCGGGUUUCAGAGCCUGACCCAAAUCAUACUCUGGAAGAGAGAGUGGUCCAUUGGUAUUUCAAACAGCUAGAUAAAAAUUCCAGUGGUGACAUUGGCAAGAAAGAAAUCAAGCCAUUUAAGAGGUUCCUAAGAAAGAAAUCAAAACCCAAAAAAUGUGUGAAGAAGUUUGUGGAAUACUGUGAUGUGAACAAUGAUAAGUCCUUGUCAGUUCAAGAAUUAAUGGGCUGCCUGGGAGUAACAAAAGAAGAAGGUAAAGCAGAAACAAAGAAACGCCAUACGGCCCCUAAAACCAACACUGAGAGCACUUCAUCCAGCAGGCAGCAAGUUUCUAAGAAGCAAGGGUGAACAGCUUAUGAUCCAAGGCAGAUCUCUGACAUGUGGGAGAUUUCCUCACCAAAAGGCAAUAAAAAACAACUGUAGUAUUUGCACUUUGUACUUAAAAAUGUAAAUUCACUUUGUA